AUGAAGUCUCUUCAUCAAUUUGCUCUUUCGAGCCUAGCUUUUUCACUAUGUAGUUACAUAGCUAGGGGGUGGUCAAAUGAUCCAACUCAUGGCUUUAUAGAGCUCCCAUUUAAUUCAUCCUUUUAUCACAUUCAAAAACCCUACAACUUGCCUGUUGAACAAAGGUACAGCUUCAUCAAUGGAGUUCAUAAGUUAUGGGUGUUGUCUACAGACAAACCUUUAUCUCGAAAUAGCCCAACAAAACCUCGCUCUGAGAUAAUUAUAAGUGGAUACAACUACUCCUCUGGUGUAUGGCAAUUCGAAGCAUUUGGGUAUGUACCAUGUGGAACAUCCGGCGUCUGCGUCAUGCAAGUUUUCGGAGCAAGCCCACCUCAUGCCAGUACCCUAAUGCUCAGAGUUUACAAUGGCUCGCUCUCAUACUACAGGGAGCCUGUUAUUAUCCCAAAUGUAUAUGAUGAAUGGUUCAGAUUGAAUGUAAUUCAUGAUGUUGAGGCCAGUAGAGUAAAAGUUUACAUUAAUGGAAUUCUCAAAUAUGAAGCUCCUGGCCGUGGAGGAACCUCUCAUCAUUUCAAGUGUGGAGUUUAUGCACAGGAUGAUGAUUCCUACUAUAUGGAAUCUCGUUGGAAGGGGAUUAGGGUUCUUAAGAAGUGUGACUGA
Molecule: messenger RNA, 657 nt
Organism: Fraxinus pennsylvanica
Lineage: Eukaryota; Viridiplantae; Streptophyta; Magnoliopsida; Lamiales; Oleaceae
Source: the annotation of a GenBank genome assembly